GAUUGGCGGCGGGGCGGGGCGGCCGUCAGCUGUGCGACGGUACAACAACAAAGGGCGGCGCGGGGCGCGGAGCUGAGCGGCUGCGGCGCUGGGAGCGGGGCGGGACGGGACGGAGGUUUAACACAAGCUGUUUACCAGCCAUGACUCUGCGUGUCCUGUACCGAAGCUAAUAAAGCAUCUGUGCACUUUAAUCUGAAGUCUAUGCCACCCUGCUAGAACAGCGUGAGCUGUGCCUUGAACCUUGGAUAUCAAGAUCUACCAGCCAAAGUCUCAUUCCUGCCUUAGUAAUGUUCCAGAGGUUAAAUAACAUGUUCAUGGGAGAGAUUGAUGGCUUGUCCAGCCAAGAGCCAGAGUUCAGUGAGAAAGAAGAUGACGAGUGGAUUCUGGUUGAUUUCAUAGCAGACACUUGCACUAACUGCACCACGGAGCAAGAUGACAUCGCUGAAACAUCACCUGCGGGCAGCUCCCCUGUCUUCACCUGCCUGCCAUCCCCCUUGGAGCACUUGCCUGAGCCUGGAGAGUCGUGCUUCAUCCAGUUUGAGUCGUGUCCCAUGGAGGAGAGCUGGUUCAUCACCCCUCCGCCGUGUUUCACUGCAGGUGGGCUGACUGCCAUCAAAGUGGAAACCAGCCCCAUGGAGAACCUCCUCAUUGAGCACCCCAGCAUGUCUGUUUAUGCUGUCCACAACGCCUGCCACAGCCUCAGCGACGCUGGAUGUGGAGAUGAGGAAUUCUGCAGCCCGGGCAGUCCCAGACUGGAGGCCCGAAAUGAACCAGGACAGCGCGUUCAUUGCUUCGUUGCAGCUCUUCCUACUCGUUCAAGCUUUCUGGAAAAAAACAAGAGCUUUCGUCCUACCCACUGGGUGAAAGAACACAGUGAAAGACACUAUCUCAACAGAAAUGGUCUCCGUCGCCAAAACCUCACCAGGGAUUGCCACUCUCGGCACAUCAAGCACAACGGACUGUUUGUUCACCAGCCUUGCCAGCGUCAGUUCAAUUACUGAUGGCUCUGGUGGUUUUAAUCUAUGAUCUCAUUGUUUCUUAGGUUGCUCAUGUUUUCAUGCGUAGGUAAGCGUGGUCAGCCUGCAGCUGAUCGUUGAUCCCUCAGACACAAUCACAACUAGUGCUGCAUUCGUUUGAAGUGACACAUCUCCAAGAAUCUUGCUGCAAGUCUAAAUUACCUUAAAUAUCAGUGUCUUAGAAGCCUGUCAGUACAGUAGCUCAUGUGCUGACCUAUCUACUAUGUCUAGAUAGGUUCAUAGAUAGUCUCUUAAAGAAGCUUAACUGAGGUAGAAAAUCAGUUGCGUCUUUGCAUUAAUCAAAGUGGAGUUUGAAAAUUCGAAGUUAGCCAUAUGCUUUAAUGACAAGUACUUGACAGCUUGUGUAUCUGUCCGCAUUGGGCGUAUAUGAUUAAGUUCUAACAAGGAAAUACUGUAGCUGCCAGUGAAUAUUACAUAGCUAUGCUGAACUGUUACAAGGACGACUAAUCUGAAUUGGCGAGUACCUACCUGUGUUUGCAUGGAGUCUGUGUAGUUGUGUUAGGUACUUAAGAUGAGUAUCAGAAAAGGGUUAAACGUCCCUUUGGUGUUCCUGCAGUAUCUAUGGCACUGGUGUUACAAAUGAAGUACCUCACAGUGGAGUGAAAGGAAGAGUGGACCUACGGGUUAAGUACAGAUGCAUAACCCAGAGAGCUGAUCUGUUCUACCUGGUACAGUUUGAGUUCUCUUCCCUUUCUAACUCUUUUUAUUGUUGAAGAUCAAUUUUAUUCCUAAAUCCUAAUCUAUUCCAUUUGUUCUGCAGUCUAGUUACAAAAAAAAUGGUGGAUCAACUGUUGUUCUAAUCCCACUGGUAGCUGACUGCUGUUCAGAGAAGUCAGGCUGAUGCUCAGCUAUUUCUGAGCUGCUGAUUGCUGUCAGAUUGUCUUGUUUACAGGCUGAGAGUUGCUCAAAAAUAGCUGGAAGGAGGACUUUUAUCAGAAGCUCUUCUAACUCACUCUGUCUUACCUGUCCUCCCACUCAAUCAAGUCUGAGAUAAAUUGUGACUGGAAAUGAAGGGCAGUGUGUGGCAAGGAGAAGAGCAUUCUGAGACAGUCUUAAACUAAAUACAGGCAAUGGGAUGUAAAAUUUUGAGGCACCUCAGCAGUAGUGUUGUUGUGUUUUGGUUUUUUUGGGUUUUUUUCUAAGUCAACAGGGGGCAGGAAGACUGGAUAUCAAUUAGAUGGGCCACCAGGGAAGAAAAGCCAUUCAAAACUAACAGAUACUUAAGAAUACUUAAGUAUACGCUCUUAAGAACACUCUGCAAGAUAUGUUGGAAGUAGGUGGGCACUUCAAGGCAAAAAAUAGCUUACUAAUAGAUUGUGCAUUGCAUUGAAGCUACAUGGCAUGCUGAACACUGAUAGGUAACCUAGGAGGUGUAUUAAAUCUCUUUGAAGGGGAGAGGGAGCAGAAAUUCUCACAAGAUGGGGGAGAAUAAGUAAUUUUACCUCCUCCCUGUCGGUGCCCAAAUGUUGUGUGGUUUUUGUCUCCCUGUGCUGGGUGCUUAGGGCAUUACAGUGUUAAUGUCGCAUUCAGUCAUGUCUUCCAGUGGUCCUUAGGCAUAAGGACUUAUACAGGGAGCAUUGGAAAUGGGGUGAUAUCAGUGUGAAUUGUCCCAGACCUGCAUCAUUUGUGUUCUAAAUCCAUCCAAAUGCUUCAGAUUUCCUCAGAAGCCCAACAAUUUGAAUUAGUAUUGAUGUAGUUAGAGCAUCAUGUAGUGCAUGGUGUAGUUACUGCUCAUAGAGCAGCUGGAAUUGUUGGGAACAUACCUAGUGUGCAGAAAACAGCAUUUAUUUCAGUCUUCAUUUCUCUCUUCAGUUCUGCUGCUUCCCUGGGAUUAAUUAGGGUCGUUGCGAAGGGAUGUUGGCAGGUACAUGCACAUGUAAGAGCAAGUGGUGCUUUCCUGGAUACGCUGGUCUUUAAAACAUGUGGACUUCAUGUGAACUGGGAAAGAGAACAAAGUUGAUCACAUCGUGAGCCUCAGAAAUAGCAGUGAGAGUGUGAACUACUCCUUGAAGCCUUAUAUACCCGUGUCCAUACAAAACUUUUGUGGUCCAAGUACUUUGGCUUAUCCCCAAGUAGCUGUAGUUUCUCCAGCCUUGCAUCUGUACGUAUCUGCAUCUGGCAUCAACCUGUACUUGCCUCAGAUGAUCUACCUUUACCACUCCAACUCUGUGUCCAGCUUAAACUUCCUUCUCCUCACUGCCACCUUCCUAGCUCAGGAAAAUUCUCUGCUUUCCUGUAUUAUUAUUUUUUCUUGAUAUAUCAAGUAACUACUUUCCUUCAGCUUUAAUUUUCUUAAAGUUCAAUGAAGGAAGAUGAUGUCUCCACCUCCCUGUGUUGAAAGGAGCGACUAAUCCUUUGAAUCUCAACAGGGAGAUGGAGUUGAGAGUAUAAAGGCUCCCAGGCGUUAGAAUGAGAGCCUUGGUCUGUUCUUCUUAGCAGGCAAGUAAAUGCAACUUUAGACUGCUCCUAGAGUUGGGAGAAACCGAGCUCUUUUUUUAUACUACAUUACUAGAUGACUUUCUGGUGAUGAACGCCUAUAUCUUUCAGGAUAUAAACUGUUUUGUUGCACAAAGCUGUGCUUCUCAACCUGUAAUAUUGGAACCCGUAGCAUUGUGUGAGAUAGUACCGCAUCAAUGGCUUUUUGUUCAUUUGUUUGAAGUAUUUAUGUUGGUUUAGCCCCGUUUUAUGCCUGGAGCUGUUGGGCGAUUAGGUUUGUUUUUUGGUUCCUUGUUUUUCCUAGUGAGCUGUGUGGCUUUUUAUAUGGUUUUUGAGUUGUAUUCAGAUGUGUGUUUUUACUUGUCCGAGUGGAGGCCUCGCGCUGUCUCAUACUGGUUGAUACUCAUGAAUUUUUGAAGCGGUAUUUUCAUAUUCUAUCGGUCAACAGCCGCGUUUUAAACUGUGCCUUCUAGGUGUAACUUUACACAGCAAACUUGAAGAUACAAAAGGGACAUUUCAGAUAGGAUUAAUACUGUGUAUCAGUCUAUGCAUAUACGGCAGCUUCUUUCCAGAGCCACUUUGAAUUUGUAGCAGUCUUUUUGAUAUGGAAGAAUGUCUCGCUCUUAUUUUUACUAGUCUAACACAAGCCGAAAGCUGACAAAAUACAGCACCUUGCCAAAAAGUAGCAUUGCUUCACGGUGUGUAUUUACUGAAGUGGUCUUCUGUAUUUUGUUUCCAUGGUGCGUUACGCGCACUGUGGGGAGACGUGAACUCAAUAAAUGGCCUAUUAAAAGUGUCA
Coturnix japonica (Japanese quail) is the source of this 4272-nucleotide messenger RNA. It is a transcript of the gene TP53INP1, whose product is annotated as tumor protein p53 inducible nuclear protein 1. Lineage: Eukaryota; Metazoa; Chordata; Aves; Galliformes; Phasianidae. Gene Ontology annotation, cellular component: autophagosome; nucleus. The record is from RefSeq and is a predicted model, not a curated record. Gene Ontology annotation, biological process: autophagosome assembly; positive regulation of DNA-templated transcription.